AUGGUUUGUAUGGUCAAAAAACCGGAUACCAAUUUUUCCUGUCCAUUGGCUGAGCCCGAAGUUGAAGCUAUACCAUGCAACCACCCGAAACAGUUUGCCUGGAGUUCAAUUCAACAAGGUAAGUGUACCCUAGCAUGUGAAUUAUGUUCAGCUCUGAAUUUAGGACUCAUUUACUCUGGCCAAAACUUUGGCUCCCUCUUCAUGUUUAUCUCUGGCUGGCAGGCGGAUCGUCUGAAUGGCAAAUGGACAAUCGUGGCGGCGAUGAUCUUCAUUAUCAUUUCCAACGCUCUCCUGCCCGUCUCCGCCGGCGUCUCUUUUGCCCUCGUCUUCUUUCUAAGGUUUGUACAACUUGAACACGAACGCCGUGUCGUCUGGAUACCACUACUACACUCAAUCUUUUCUUCUUAUCUCUUCUUCCCUGACAUGAUUAGGCGAAAGCGAUAACUUUUGUUUCACAAGCUGCGUUUCUCUGAUGAGAUGAGAUUUAUUGGAACAUAUGAUUGCCGUGUGACUGAUUUCAAAGGUCACACUUGAUUGGGUAACAACAUUUCAGAAGAUGCCUACAAAGUCCUAAAAAUAUCAUUUUUUCCAGAUUCCUAACUGGCGUUGGAGAUGCUCUCCUGUCGCCAGCGUCCUCUUCAAUGAUUACCAGAUGGUUCCCACCAAAAGAGCGACCAAGUGCACUGGGAAUAGUGACUGGAGGACGGCAAAUCGGUACGACUACCUUAUUUUAUUUACCCAUCCGGUUGGAAUUGACAAAACUCACGGUCGCUCGCCAUGACCCCCGUUUGUUAAUCUGAUUACAAAAAUCGAACAUCGAAAUCAUUGAGUUGGAAAAUCGAGUCGAAAAAAAGAGCAGAACACAAAUACAAACAACAACAAUCACUGUUCUCAAUUACUUACUAAAUGAUCUGUGUUUUCAGGAACACUAAUUAUUUUGCCAAUUGGUGGAUGGUUGUGUGGGACUGAAGGCGGAAAGUUCCUCGGUGGAUGGCCAGCAAUCUUUUAUCUCUCUUCCGUGGUGGCCGCUGGUGUUCUGAUCAUUUGGGUGGUGUUCUCUGCCGACAAACCAUCGAAACAUUUGUGCAUUUCACAUGUGAGCACUUUCGAAACACUUGGAUGGGCUGAACUAAUGAGUUUCAGAACGAGGAGGCAUACAUCAGCCGGAAAAUAGAGGAGGAGAACAUUGGAAAGCGAAACAGCAGAAAGAACACUCCGUGGAGAGCGAUUCUCACUUCAAAGCCGGUUUGGGUGGCCGUUGCGGCUCUCGUCUGCCACGAGUUCCCGCUAGUCAUCAUGCUCCAAUUCCUGCCCAAGUUCUUUUCCGACGUGCUUGGCCUCUCCAACACUGUCAACGGAUUGGUCUCAGCUCUUCCGAUGGGAGUACUCUUCCUCUCCAAAUGCCUUUCCUCAAGUCUCGCUUCUUAUCUGACAGCCAAUGGAUACUUGAGUAAGUUUUUAAGGCUACCCGACCAGAAAACCGUAUAUUUUACUGGUUCCUGUUGCAGGGAAAACACAAUCUUGUAAAAUCUUCAACUUCAUCGCCUCUCUUGGACUUGGUGUUUGCGUGGGAGCCACCCCAUUUAUGGGAAAUCUUUCACAGGCCGUCUGGGCAGUCAUCUUGUUGUGUCUAGCCAAUGCCUUUGCAGGUAUGCAUAAAAAAUUUUGAAAUAACCCGAUUUCUGUCUUCAGGACUUCACACGCCGGGUGUUCAAACUGCCCUCGUUCAACUCGCCCCAGCUUUCUCGGGAGUUAUCACUGGAAUAGCCUUCACGGUCGCCGCUUGCUUCUCCAUUUUUAACAAAUUGCUUAUCAGUCAGAUUCUAGUGUACGUUCCGCUUCCAACUUUAGACAUAAUAUCAUUUUUUAUUUCAGGACCGGUUCUAAACAAGAAUGGACCAUUGUCUUCGAGAUAUCAGCAUUUGUUGCAAUCCUUCCGACCAUCUUUUUCACUGUCUGGGGAUCCGCCGAAAGAACGGUAAAUUUCAUUGGGUGCUCGACUGAAUCAUCUUUCUGUUUUAGGAGUGGGCAUCGAACCGAGUGUCCGCCCCAAAGGACGCUGACCAGAAAUCGAACGAUUCGGGAUCUUCGACAUCAUCGGCCGUUCAGGCGUUUGCCAAGUACAGCAUGUUCUUGUCUCAUGAUCUCACUCAUUCCGCUUAG
Caenorhabditis sp. 36 PRJEB53466 is the source of this 2163-nucleotide messenger RNA. Lineage: Eukaryota; Metazoa; Nematoda; Chromadorea; Rhabditida; Rhabditidae. The record is from the annotation of a GenBank genome assembly.